AUGUUUGCAACAAUUCCAAAAAGCCAAAUGGCAGGAUUGGCUUACAUUUCUCUUCUUGGUACGGUAGCCAUACAAAAGGCCACACCAUCCAGGUCCUUAAACCAGCCUCUUUUGACAUUCUUGGCUCGCCAGCUUACUGUGAUGCAACGCGAAGUCAGCUCAAUGGUAGUGGCAACCAAUUCUGCUGGACCAAGCGGCCCAACGAGUGGUUUAAAUAAUGGGACGCAGUUGUUUCCUGGUGGUUCUUCUGGGGAUGGCCCUCAGAGUAUUGGUGGCAGCAGUGGCCAGUUAAUGAUGAUGAUGAUGGCCGCGGCAGCAAACGGCGGCCUCGGGCUGGAUGGAUCUCCUCUCCCUAGCACUGGUGGAAUGACUGGAGCCUCUGGUGGAGGCCCCGUUCCUGGAAUGGCUGGCAUCACCGGACAGUCGAGUGGAUCUGGUACAUUAUCUGGGACUCCGACAAUGGUUAAUAUGGCGGGGAGUACGGUGAGUAGCAGUCCGAGUAGCGCUGGAUUGCCAGGUUCGGUGGGCUCCGGAGCCCGGCCGUCCUCAGGCUCCGCAGUGAGAACACCGAUCUCUGGAAUGCGUGUAAAGACCUCUGGAAUGUCACCUGGCACAGGUUCCCCCGGGUCAACUGGCGCGUCUCCAAAUGUUGGCGUUAGUCCUGGAAUGGGAGCUGGUGGAGUUGGGACCUCUGGUGCCUCUGAAGGCGUAUUGGCUAAUUUCUUUAAUAGUCUUCUCAGCAAGAAAACUCCCAAUCUGUCGCCUUCUGGAUCGAGCGGGGUGGUUGGGGGGUUGUGCCCAACCGGUUCACAGGCAAACAAUUCCGGUGUGUCUCCAAGUUUGGGAGCUGGUGUUGUUAUCGGCGGACACACGCCGGCCGGAGGUCUGCAUUGCUAUCCUAAAUUAUUUUAA
Messenger RNA from Protopolystoma xenopodis, 912 nucleotides. The record is from the annotation of a GenBank genome assembly. Lineage: Eukaryota; Metazoa; Platyhelminthes; Monogenea; Polystomatidea; Polystomatidae.